This is a messenger RNA of Ceraceosorus bombacis, 899 nucleotides long. The record is from the annotation of a GenBank genome assembly. Lineage: Eukaryota; Fungi; Basidiomycota; Exobasidiomycetes; Ceraceosorales; Ceraceosoraceae.
AUGUCCGGAGCAUCUUCAAGCACCGCUUCCACUUCCUGUGAUGCUGGGGACAACCAAGACAACAUCAUGUUUGUUUGCAUCCAGAACAGCACAGGUAGAACGGAAGCCAUGAAGAGUGCAGCUGGUGGAGGCAACAAGGAGGUGAUCUUUAGUCACAUCAAGGAGGGCAAAGGCCCAAUCCGGACGGACCUGACCCCUCCCCUCCCCUCUUCCAGCGUGUUUGCUAACCAAAAGGAUUGCCACCAACUUGCAAGUCACUUCCAUGGACGCCUUCUUGUGUUGGUCCACCACACCAGUAGCAUAGUUGCAAUGCCAUGAGUGGAUGCAGACUUGAGUUGGCUUGGUAGGGGUCUUCAUCUUGACAACUGGAGAGAUGCAGAUGGGAGUUGGGGUGUGAAGGGGGAGAGUUUCUCUUUGAGCUGGUGGUUGCAAGAAUGUGGUAGUGAAGAAGUCAAGAGACAUUCUGGGUUUGCGCAAAGCUUUGUUAUUGCCAUAGCCUUAAUCCAUCCAUUCCUAGUUGUGAAUCAUCUCUUUGUAGGACAGGCGCAACAAUCUGGAACUCACUUUGGCUGGAGGCUUUGGGCAAUUGUCGACAGCAUCAGUGGUGUAGUUGACAUGCCACGAUUGCCAACAGAAGCCCUCUGGUUGGACAAACACCUGUCAUGACCGACAACAGCACCGGUCGAAGGGUCGCGUCAGCUAGCGCACAAGCCGUUGCUAGCAGCUCAAGCACUGCAGCAGCUAGCUCGGACACUCUUGGAUCAGGCAGCCGCGUCGGGCGCAGUGCACCAAGACGCCAAACUGAUGGGAAUCGCGACACGGAAAUCAUCGACUUGGUCACGCCUGAGAUCGGUUCCAGCAGCCCUUUCUCAUCCAGUGAAAGGCCUCGCAACAAUUGA